Molecule: messenger RNA, 627 nt
Organism: Exophiala oligosperma
Lineage: Eukaryota; Fungi; Ascomycota; Eurotiomycetes; Chaetothyriales; Herpotrichiellaceae
Exons: 1
Coding region: 1-627 (208 amino acids)
Source: RefSeq, a predicted model, not a curated record
AUGCUUGCAAACCGAAUUCCACCACCACCAACACGACGGGUCAAGCCUAGACUCUCCCCCGAUAAAAUCAAUAAACAAUUCAUCGUAAUCCCUUUCACUACCCGCGACAGCCGCUUCGUCCUCUGGUACUAUUUCACCACGAACCUCGAUUUCCAGUCAAUUGCCAUUGCCAGGAACGCCACUUUCUGCAAUAAUCAACAGCAGUUGAUGACUGCGCGGCAGGCAAGAAAUAUCGUCAACAAAAUCGUGCGUCAGCGAUUACCGACCUUCAAAGGCGAAUUGGCUCCCGACGGUCACUUUCCCAGACCAAUAGGAUUUGGCUGGGCUCCUUGUGACCAUGGAAUGUGCUGUUCCAAAUUGGCAGAAACCGGAGGAAAACCGUCAAUCGUUCGAAGUCUCAGGCGACAGGCGAAGAAUGAGCAUGACAAUGGAAGCAUCGCGACCACAAUAUGGCAUGGCACCUGGGAUGAACUUCUGGCAUGCCCAAGAGAUCACAGUGCCGCAACUGAUAAAGAGCAAGGCAACUCCAGAUCAACACAGCCUGAGGAAUGUCUAAGCUCUUCUUCAAUCUCCUCGUACUCCUUGCGGUACCGCUUUCGGAAACUUCACAAUCGCCGGAAGCUUUAA